UUACGAAUAAAAAAAACCUAUAUGUACGUGCAUUACGUUGUGACCAGUCUACCGAGAUCAUGCCGUUAUCUACCUUGGGAGGAGAUUCUUUUACGAGCACAUUGCACACACUCAUCGAUCUGACGUCAUGUGUUUUACAAUUAAAAACUUGUGAAGCAUUUGUGAUUACGUUUAUACUCUUACACAAAAGGAUUUAAACACAACUUUAAAAUAUGAGGUGGACAAAUCUCGCAAUUACCAUUCUAUUCAUAAUAAUAUCCAGAUCGCCCCCGACAUGGGGACAAAUUAUGGAUAUCGACGGCCCCAAGAAUAUUAGUACCGAUGCAACGUCCACAACUAAGCAAGUCUCUGCUUCCAUAUCCACGUCCCCGACAUGGGGACAAAUUAUGGAUAUCGACGACCCCAAGAAUAUUAGUAUCGAUGCAACAUCCACACCUAAACAAGUCCCUACUUCCACAUCCACGUCCAAAAAACAACAACCAGUUGACUGCAGUCAACGGGAAAAAUCCCGCAUACAGCCAAUAUUCUCAUCAACUUCACGCUUGCGGAAAUGUUGCCCACUUGGUGAAAAUUUGGACAUUUAUCGUGAAAACCAAAGCGACUCGAUGUGUGACAAUGGCAUCCUAAAUUUUGAACCUCCAAUAAUAAGCGCUGUACUGUUUGAUAACUGCAUAGAAGAUUUAGAAAUAAACAUGGUUUUGCCAUACGACAUAGGUAACCCUUGCAAUUUCUCACUUCAAUACGCUUCAGAAGAAGGCGAUGUUUUUUUUAUAUUGCAAGAUGGCUCGUUACUGAUCUUAGACAACGAAUCAUAUACGGUCGAACAAAACUACUGCCUCGAUGUCGAUAAAUCAGGGCAUUUAUUUGCAUUCACUUGCAUUACCCAGGUCGAGGAACACAUAGCAUUUGCUAAGGUAGUCACUGUGGCUGUUUUAAUGUUGAUAUCAAUGCCGGCCCUACUCUUAGUUAGUUAUUUGCACAUUUCACUACGUCUAUUGCGCAAUUUACAUGGACUUUCCUUAAGCUUGAUGUCGUUAUGUUUAGCUUCUGGAUACUUUGUACACUCAGUAGUACAUAUUUAUGGUAUUCCAUCGAUGGGUUUUAUUGGUUACGUAAUACAAUUUUGUAUACUAAGCUACUUUUUUUGGUAUUUAUGUAUAUGCUGUAAUGUUUUGCUAAAUAUUUGGUACAAAUUACCAUGUUGCAUUCAAUUGUCAAAGACUUGGACAAUGGUUAAUUUUGGAUGUUAUUGUUUUGUGUCAUUCACUGGACCAUCAGUUUUAGUUUUUUUAACCGUUCAAAAGGGCUUGCCUGGAAUGCCUUCAUAUUUUUUACAAGGGUUAUCCGAAUCUAUAAGGGAAUCACAACGGUACUUUAUUCCUCCUGUGUCCACAAUUCUUUUUAUAAGUUUCCUGGUUAAUAUAAUAUCUUUUUUUGGAUUUCAACGCAUUGACGGCUAUCUACGUGCUGAAAAAGAAGACAAUGUGAAUUCCUCUCGCACAGCGAUGUUUGAUCAGCAGAAAUACGAAGAGGUCAAAAAAGACGCUAAAUGCAUAAGUUUAUUGGGAAUCAUUAUGAUCAUAUCGUGGUUACUUGAAAUGGUGACAUUUUAUUCAAGCUCUGAUUCGAUUUAUUUGUUCCUUUGUGAUAUGGUGAAUGGCUUACAGGGUGUCUGGGUCCUAUUGAUAUUUUUGGUAGUACGCAGACGCCGCACAAUUAUACUUCGUUGGUGGUAUGAUCGCGGUUCCCACACAAUCCAUGCUGUGGAUACUGAGCUCCAGGUGGUCAAUAAAAACACAAAUCCUACGUGAACAAUAUAUUUGCAUAUAAAUUGUUUAUUAUAUUAAAUGAUUUUUGUUCUUUUACUUGUA
Messenger RNA from Drosophila willistoni, 1871 nucleotides. Its product is annotated as probable G-protein coupled receptor Mth-like 14. The record is from RefSeq and is a predicted model, not a curated record. Gene Ontology annotation, molecular function: G protein-coupled receptor activity. Bases 213 to 1811 code for a protein of 532 amino acids. NCBI's taxonomy places the organism in Eukaryota, Metazoa, Arthropoda, Insecta, Diptera, Drosophilidae. The transcript has 9 exons.